GACUCCCUUCACAUUGUUAACGUAGAUUUUUAUUCUCUUCUGCUGUUCAAGCUGCAUUUCUGGUGAACACGCUCCCCGCGUCCGACUAUACCACAUGAAAACCUCGCCUCCAUUUCUCAGCUGGACGGACUCCGGCGUAUCCCUGAGCAUGCGGAGGACUGCAGCCCGCAGCCGAGCCCCCACCGCGGGCUGCUGGUAGGGAUGCUGCCGCUGUGAAGAGCCGGAGGACGGGGAAAUCCUGGGAAAUCCUGGGCAAACAUGACCGUUUUCAACCCGGAAAGUGUUGAGGAAUUUUACGAAGUCGGAGAAGAGCUGGGGAGCGGCCAGUUUGCUGUUGUCAGACGAUGUCGACACAGGAUCACGGGCGCCGACUUCGCCGCCAAGUUCAUCAAGAAGCGGCGCAGCAAGUCGAGUCGCAGAGGGGUGUCGCGGGAAGACAUAGAGCGCGAGGUGAACAUCCUGAAGGAGAUCCAGCACCCGAACAUCAUCACGCUGCACGAGGUCUUCGAGAACAAGGCUGAGGUCAUCCUGAUCCUGGAGCUCGUUGCCGGCGGUGAGCUCUUCGACUUUCUGGCGGAGAAGGAGUCGCUGAGCGAGGAGGAGGCCACUCAGUUCCUCAAGCAGAUCCUGGACGGAGUCCUGUACCUGCACUCCAAACGCAUCGCUCACUUUGACCUCAAGCCGGAGAACAUCAUGCUGCUGAGCCGCUCGGUGCCUCACCCUCGCAUCAAGCUCAUCGACUUCGGACUGGCGCACAAGAUAGAUUUUGGCAACGACUUUAAAAACAUUUUUGGCACUCCAGAGUUUGUAGCUCCAGAAGUGGUUAACUAUGAACCUUUGGGCCUGGAGGCUGACAUGUGGAGUGUUGGUGUGAUAACCUACAUCCUCCUGAGCGGAGCGUCUCCCUUCCUGGGCGACAACAAGCAGGAGACGCUGGCCAACGUGUCGGCCGUGGACUACGCGUUCGACGAGGAGUUCUUCAGCAGCACCAGCGCCCUGGCCAAAGACUUCAUAGCGAGGCUCCUCGUCAAAGAUCCAAAAAAGAGGAUGACGAUUCAGGACAGCCUCCAGCAUCCCUGGAUCAAGCCCAAAGACACCCAGCAAGCGCUGAGCAGGAAGGAGUCGGCCGUCAACAUGGAAAAGUUCAAAAAGUUUGCAGCCCGAAGAAAGUGGAAACAAUCCGUCCGACUCAUCUCCUUAUGUAACCGCCUGUCUCGCUCCUUCCUGUCCAGGAGCAACAUCAGUGUGGCACGCAGCGAUGACACUCUGGAUGAGGAGGAUUCCUUCGUGAUGAAGGCCAUCAUCCACGCCAUAAAUGACGACAACGUGCCGGGUCUGCAGCAUCUGCUCAGCUCGCUGAACAGUUACGACGUAAACCAGCCCAACAAGCACGGGACUCCUCCGCUCCUGAUCGCCGCCGGCUGCGGCAACAUUCAGAUCAUCGAGGUGCUGAUGAGAAAAGGCGCAGAAAUCCAGGCCAAUGACAAGAGCGGAGCCAACGCUAUCUACUACGCGGCGCGACACGGCCAUGUGGAGACCCUGAAAUUCCUCCAUGAGAAGAAAUGCCCUCUGGAUGUACAAGAUAAGUCGGGGGAGACGGCUCUUCAUGUUGCGGCUCGUUACGGCAACGUGGACGUGGUGAGCUACCUGUGCAGCAUCCGUGCCAGCCCGGACCUGGCGGACCGGGAGCAGGAGACGCCGCUGCACUGCGCCGCCUGGCACGGCUACUCGGCGGUGGCCAAGGCGCUCUGCAAGGCCGGCUGCCACGUGGACGCCAAGAACCGCGAGGGGGAGAGCCCGCUGCUGACGGCGUCGGCCCGAGGGUUCGUGGACAUCGUGGAGUGUCUGGUGGAGCAACGGGCUGAUCUUCAAACAACCGACAAGGACGGCCACACGGCGCUCCACUUGGCGGUGCGCAGGUGUCAGGUGGAGGUCGUCCGCUGCCUCCUCCGACACCGCUGCAACCUGGACCAGCAGGAUCGCCAUGGCAACACGCCACUCCACGUGGCCUGCAAGGAUGGAAACCUGCCCAUCGUGGUGGCGUUGUGCGGCGCCAAGGCCAACCUCGACCUGCCCAACAAGCACGGACGAACCCCCUUCCACCUGGCUGCCAACAACGGGAGUCUGGAGGUCGUCCGCCACCUCUGCCUCGCGGGAGCCAACAUAGACGCCGUCGGCAAUGACGGAAAAACUGCUGAAGACCUGGCUGCGGCGGAUCACCACGAACUCAUAGUUACACUGUUAGGAAAACUUAAAAAGGACAACCACAAGCUGAGCUACAUCCAGCAGCUGCGGCCGACUCCCAGCGUCCAGCCGCGGAUCAAGCUGAAGCUGUUCGGACACUCGGCCGCCGGCAAGAGCACCCUGCUGGAGUCCCUGAAGUGCGGCAUCCUGCGCAGCUUCUUCCGGAGGAGGAGGACACGCAUGACCAACGCAGCCCGCCACCCCAACUCUCCCGUUAACUCCAAACCCGCCGUGUCGGUGAGCAUCUCCAACCUGUACCCGGGCUGCGAGAACGUGAGCGUCCGCAGCCGCAGCAUGAUGUUCGAGCCCAGCCUGACCAAAGGCGUCCUGGAGGUCUUCUCCCCCGUCCACGGCGCCCUGUCGGCGGCCGACGAUCAGGCCACCAAGGCCGUCGACAUCCAGCACGCCAACAUCCACGGCGUCGGGGACUUCAGCGUGUGGGAGUUCUCGGGGAACCCGGUGUACCACUGCUCCUACGACUACUUCGCCGCCAACGACGUCACGGCCAUCCACCUGGUGCUGUUCAGCCUGGAGGAGCCGUACGAGACCCAGCUGGGCCACAUCACGUACUGGCUGAACCUGCUGAAGGCGCUGACGCCGCCGCAGGACGCCAUCGUUUUUGGAGGUCGGAUCCAGCAGCCGCUCGUGGUUGUCCUGGCGGCGACGCACGCCGACCUCGCCAACGUCCCCAGGGCCUUCUCCGGAGAGUUCUGCUACGACAAGGAGCGAGCGCUGCUGAAGGAAGUCAGGAACAGGUUUGGCAACGACUUGCAGAUCAGCGACAGGCUGUUUGUGAUGGACACGGGAGCGUCCAACUCCAAGGACCUGAAGCUGCUGAGGAGCCACUUGCAGGAGCUCCGCUCCAACAUCAUCUCUAGUUGCAGUCCCAUGACGCUGCUGUCGGAGCGUCUGCUGGCCGCUCUGCCCACCUGGAGGAGGCUGACGGGCCCCAACCAGCUCACGUCGUGGCAGCAGUUCGUCAGCGACGUGCAGGAGCACAUCAACCCGCUGGUCAGCCAGGACCUGCUCCGAGCGCUGGCGCUGCAGCUGCACAGCAUGGGGGAGAUCAACAUCAUGCAGAGCGAGACGGUGCAGGACGUGGUCCUCCUGGACCCGCGGUGGUUCUGCAGCAGCAUCCUGGGGAAGCUGCUGUCGGUGGAGACCCCCAAGGCCAUCCACCACUACAGGGGGCGCUACAGGCUGGAGGAGGUGCAGGCGCUGGCCCCCGACAGCGAUGUGGAGGAGCUGCUGCAGAUCCUGGACGCCAUGGACGUGUGCGCCCGCGACAGCACCGACCCGUCCAUGGUGGACGUGCCGGCGCUCAUCAAGACCAACGGCCUGCACCGCUCCUGGACCGAGGACGAGGACGAGGAGGCGCUGAUCUACGGCGGCGUGCGGCUCGUCCCCGCCGAGCACCUGACGCCCUUCCCCUGCGGCCUCUUCCACAAGCUGCAGGUGAACCUGUGCCGCUGGAGCCGCCAGCAGAAGCCGGAGGGCGACGGCGGGGAGGACGCCGACGGAGACAUCCACCUGUGGACCAACGGCGCGCAGGUGAGCCAGGCGGGCGUGGAGGCCAUGGUGCUGCUGGUCAACCACGGCCAGGGCGUGGAGGUGCGGGUGCGCGGCCACGAGUCGGAGCGGGCCAAGUGCUGCACCCUGCUGGACGCCGUGUGCAGCAUCACGGAGAACCUGCUGGCCUCCACCCUCCCCGGGCUGCUGGCGGCGCGCUACUACCUGAGCCCGCAGCAGCUGCGGGAGCGCCACGCCCCCGUCAUGGUGUACCAGCCCAAGGACUUCCUGCGCGCCCAGGUGCAGCGCGAGUACUCGCUCGCCAACACCAUGGGCGGCUACCGCGAGAGCUUCAGCAGCAUCCUGGCGUUCGGCUGCGCCGAGGUUUACCAGCAGGGGGUUCUGGGUAGCGACGUGCACAUCUCCGACGUGCCGCUGCUGGCGCGCCGGAAGCUGUGCCGCAUGCUGGACCCGCCGGACGCCCUGGGGAAGGACUGGUGCCUGCUGGCCAUGAACCUGGGCCUCACGGAGCUGGUGGCCCGGCACAGUGGGGGGGCGGCGCCCAACGGCCCGCCGGAUCCCCGCUGCGGCGAGCCGCCGGAGCCGCCACCCAGCCCCACGGCGGCGCUGCUGCACGAGUGGAGCCGGCAGCGGGACAGCACCGUCGGCGUGCUGAUGAGGAAGCUGCGGGAGCUCGGCCGCCGGGACGCCGCCGACUUCCUGCUCAAGGCGUCGCCCGUGUUCCGGGUCAACAUGGAGGCCGUGGCGGCGGCGCCCAGCAGCUACCCCCCCGCCUGCAACGGCGGGACGUCCUACAACUCCAUCAGCUCCGUCAUUUCCCGCUGAGCCUCUGAACUCCAGACCUGUGUGAAUGGACAGGAAGUGCAAUCGCUCCGGCUUUUAACCGCUCCAUGGCGUUGCCGUGAGAACCAGAUGUUGUGUUUGUGCUCUCCACAGCUGUACAGCCGCCCCCCCCCCCACGAAUGUCGUGACAGAACCGACCGUCCCGAGCUCCAAAGAGGAUUCCUGCGUCCAUUCUGCUUCUCGAUGAACAUCCCUCCCUCGCCGCGGCGACCUCCAUCCACCGCCGCAGGGAAACAGGCUCCGCCCACCAGCUACAUCUGACAUCACCUCCCUUAUUACUGUGUUUUAAUGUUUAAUAAAUUAACAGCAUUUCUUCCGAGUGCCUUCGUGGCCGUCUACCUCCCUGAAAGCACAAACGGUCCCGUUGCUCCGACGACCGAAGCUCCUCCCACACGUUUGAAGAGCUGUGCCUUGCUCGCACCAGGAGUAGAACGAAACCCAAAACGUUUUUUAAACCGACGUCUUUUCGCGCUAUCGCCUCGUCGGAUCCGAACUUUCCCUCCAAACACGUAUGAACCAGUGAGAACGGCGGGUCGCAGAGAAAACGUUCAGAUAAUUUGGAUUAGUUCCUUUUUUCUUUAUUUUAAAAGGUCCCAUAGUUUCAUUAUAAGUUUAAAUUUGUUUAAAGUCAGGGUAAGCGAUCUUCACAGUAACCCAAAUGGAUGGGAUGUCCCCCCCCAACAUGCCAAAAACGGACGAGGUGGAGAGACACGUGUUCUUCAUGCUUUGUUGAUGUUCUGUUCAAAUAUCAACAGAAGUGAAUUAAUCUAGAAAUCACUUACCUUUAAAUGAGCAUGUCAAGCCAAUAUAAUGCUGAUCAAUCCCGAUCAAUUUUAAGCUCAAAUUAAACCAAAAUCUUUCUUUUGUCAUGAUUUCCUCGGCCUGGUUAGUGUUAAGCCUUGGAAGCCUCAGUGACGGCAACGCAGUCAUAGUUUUUAGUUUCGCCACGUUUAAAGACGUGUUGCAUCCUUUAACAUUUGACAUUUACCAGGAGCCAUAAUAUCAUUUUCAGGAUUCAGCACAAAGUCGUUUUCCUUUUCAGCCGUGUGUGUGUCGGACUCUGCUCAGAGCAGCUGGUUUUAGGGGGUGGAGUCAGGUGUCUUAACUCCACCCCCUAAAACCAGCUCUUCUCGGGCAGCUCUGCAUGUUUUGACGUCAGUGUUACAGCUCCAUGCUGCAGGAUAAAGGAGGGUUUGUGAUGUCACUCAACCCCGUGAAUCUGAACGAGCCGUUUCAGCUGAAAAUGGGAUUUGUAUCGUAACAUUUCCUCUUUAAAGCAGCACGGAGGAACUCGGGCAGCUUUUACUUCAGUGGCUCCGCCUUUAGGUGUCAUGUGACCGUUCGUCACUUCUGCAAAACUCUCCGAGCUUCACUCGUUUAGCCCCUCGACUUCUGUCCACCUUUACUUUGAGUCUCUCUCCUCUGCAGCCGCAAAGUUUCACACCGCGACGCCCAGACAGCUGGUUUUUGCCAAAAGUAGAGACAGACGGCUUUCCUUAAGGGACCAAAUAUUCCUUAAGAUGACAUUUAAAGUGAAAGUUAACUCUUUUUUUGCUGCUUCAACACAAACAGUGUCUGGAAAUUAAUCUGCAUUAAAUAAUUAAUGUAGAAUAUUUUAAUUUAAAAUGUUUUUUUUAACUCUUUAGGCAAAUUAAAUUAAAUGUCUUUGCUUAAAGCAUCUUAGUGAUGAAUAUUAAUGAAUUACAUCUUUUAAGAAGGUCUCAUUAACCGUCUCACCUCUCCAUCCUGUUGCCUUAGCAACCCAGCGGGACAAACUGAGCACCAGUUUUCAGUCUGUCGCCUCUCUCGACGUCACUAAAGCAAAUCUGUGGACCGUUUUUAGUUUCCUAAAAACACACAGAGAGGAAGCCGAGACUGAGGCCGUUUCAGUUCUGUUAGGUGUUGUUGAGAGGAGACGCUGAAGGGCCCGGCGGUACCUGGUACACCUGAGGUGACACCAUGAAACCUUGGGACCAUUGAGAUGUUUUGCGGCGCUUCACUUGAACGCUUUGGGCGUCCAGAGUCGGGUUGCCGCGGCGUCCAAGCCACUUUCUGCCCAGCUGAACUCCAGUGUCACAUCUUCUUUCACUUCUGGCCACCGUGACGCCGCUGGAGUCUGCCGUGCCCAGCAGAAGCCGGGAGGAGGUGUAGUGAAACUGGUGUCGUGAGCAGAUAACGGCCAAAAAAGAAAACCAUUUCUCUUCUCCUGAAAAAGUUCUGAAAACAUUUUUCUCCCCUUGUACGAGUUGAGAAGCUUUUCAUUCUCAUGAAACCUAAAAGGCCGUUUUCAGGACGAGCUCUGAGCCCGAGUGCAGUAUUUCCUCCAGUGUUACCGUCCGUUUUAAACACGUGGCUGUGGUGUAGAUACUCGACGCCUCCGCCCACGACCUCCUCCGCUCAUGUGAUCUUCCCCCCAAACAUGUCCAGGCAGAAUGAAUGUAAGACACAGAUUUCCUAAGAAAAUUGUGAAAAAGAAGAAAAAAAAAACAAUCAAAGACUUCACAAACUGUACAAAAAGCUGAAAUAAAAGCGUCCCGAGCCGGUCGUGGGCGCCGCUGAAUCUCACCACGUCUGCUCUCCCGGAGGGUUCCGGGCCGAACCGAGCGGAUCUGAUCGGUGGUUUCUCCUCUCGGACCCGGUCCAACCCGCCCGGUGCACAAGUCUGCUUUUUGUUGCUAUUUAUGUGUCGCUCUCUUAGCAUGUCGGGGAAUGCCAUGUUCUUAGUAUUUCUGACACUUUAUAGUGUGAAACAUUUUAUAAUAAAUUCUUUACUUAA
This is a messenger RNA of Cololabis saira (Pacific saury), 7393 nucleotides long. It is a transcript of the gene dapk1, whose product is annotated as death-associated protein kinase 1. Gene Ontology annotation, cellular component: nucleus; cytoplasm. The coding region runs from base 259 to 4599 and encodes 1446 amino acids. The transcript has 26 exons. Gene Ontology annotation, biological process: intracellular signal transduction; protein phosphorylation; positive regulation of apoptotic process. Lineage: Eukaryota; Metazoa; Chordata; Actinopteri; Beloniformes; Belonidae. Gene Ontology annotation, molecular function: ATP binding; protein serine/threonine kinase activity; protein binding. The record is from RefSeq and is a predicted model, not a curated record.